Gekko japonicus is the source of this 2227-nucleotide messenger RNA. RefSeq names its product membrane bound transcription factor peptidase, site 2 (gene MBTPS2). NCBI's taxonomy places the organism in Eukaryota, Metazoa, Chordata, Lepidosauria, Squamata, Gekkonidae. Bases 70 to 1554 code for a protein of 494 amino acids. Gene Ontology annotation, molecular function: protein binding; metalloendopeptidase activity. The record is from RefSeq and is a predicted model, not a curated record. Gene Ontology annotation, biological process: regulation of response to endoplasmic reticulum stress; membrane protein intracellular domain proteolysis. The transcript is spliced from 12 exons. Gene Ontology annotation, cellular component: membrane; cytoplasm.
GAUGAGAACUGAGGCUUGGCUUCGUCUGUUCGUUCACGCUCGUGUUGUACCAUUUUCUUCGUCGCUAAGAUGAUCCCGAUGCCUGUGGUAGUCUGUGUGCUGGGUGGCUGGUGCGUCGUUUACUUGGCCGACACUCUUUCCCGGUCAUCUUCCUCCCUGAAGACAUCUUACGAAGACCGGCUUGCAUCAUAUGGCCUAACCAUCUCUCCAUUUCACGUGCGAUGGCAAACUGCUCUCUUCAACCGCCUGUUUUACAACUGGGGAAGAUGGAAACCCAGAUUUCUUUAUCUAUGGUUUAGUCUAGGAAUGUUUUUUGGCAUAGCUGCUAUGUUUGGUUCUGUUGUUCUCCUUGGGAAGACACUGAUGCAGACACUCUCACAGAUGCUAACUGACGCUCCUACAGCUCAGAAUGAUCAGAUGUUGCAGGUUGUGGUGCCUGGCGUAAAUCUUCCCAUCAGUCAGCUGUCCUACUUCUUUGCAGCAAUUCUCAUCAGUGGUGUCAUACAUGAAGUUGGCCAUGGGGUGGCAGCUAUUCGAGAACAAGUUCGGUUUAAUGGUUUCGGGAUUUUUAUAUUUAUUGUUUAUCCUGGGGCAUUUGUUGAUCUCUUCACCACGCACUUGCAACUUAUUUCUCCAAUCCAGCAGCUAAGAAUAUUUUGUGCAGGAGUCUGGCAUAACUUUGUGCUUGGAGUUGCCAGUCUUGUGGUUCUCUUCAUACUGCCAGCUCUUCUUUUUCCAUUCUAUUAUACUGGUGCAGGGGCACUUGUUACUGAAAUCACAGAGGACUCUCCUGCUAACGGACCCAGAGGCCUAUUUGUAGGCGAUCUUGUCACUGCUCUGCAGGACUGUUCAGUUUAUGGUGUGGAGGACUGGAAUUCUUGCCUAGGAGAGAUUUCUCAGAAGCCACAAACUGGCUAUUGCAUAAAGGCAACAGUUCUGCAGCAGCUAAGCUUCCCAUCUAGAGGUUUUAAGAGACUUGAUGGAACAGUCGAAUGCUGUAGCAACAAUAGCCUCACCGAUGUCUGCUUUUCAUACAGUAAUAAUUUGGAGAGCCAACUGUAUACCUGUCUGCCAGCUCGGAAAACUAUUGAAGCCAGUCAACUCUGCCGUACUAAUAUGGAUUGCCAGAAGGACUUUGUUCCGAGCUUGUGUGUGACUCCUUCUUUGGAAAAUCAAACUAGACUCAUCCGGGUGAAACACCCACCUCAGAUUGAUAUGCUGUUUGUAGGGCACCCGCUCCAUCUACAGUAUACAGUGAGCCUCAGCAGUUUCGUACCUCGGCACAAUUUUCUCAGCAUGGACCUGCCUGUAGUGAUGGAAACUUUUUGCAAAUAUCUGAUUUCACUGUCUGGAGCCUUGGCUGUAAUUAAUGCAGUCCCCUGUUUUGCUCUGGAUGGACAAUGGAUACUCAACUCUUUCCUGGAAGCUACUCUCAGCACCUUGAUUGUCGAAAAACAAAACCGGGAGCUUGUGGGCUUUUUAGUUUUGCUUGCUGGCAGCACACUUUUGGCCGCCAAUGUGGCUCUAGGACUCUGGAUUGUGACGGCACGAUAGUCUGUUGGAAAACUGUGAUCAUGGAUAACUUUUGCAAAUGUUCUAGGGACAUGGGGGGAAAUUGAAAAUUUCGUUGUGAUACAUGCUGUGUCUGCACACGGGUAAAACUAGCAACCUGAAACAGCUGUAAUCAAAUUACACGAGAAAAAGCUGUCUACCCAGGAAGGUAAAGGUAAAGCAGGAAACUGUAUAGUAAAUUCAAGCCCUGGUGUAAAUGUUUGUUAGCUGAAUAAGUAAAUUUUAUUGUUGUUUUUUUCUUCUUCAUUGAGAAAGCUGCACUGACAAAGGAUUAGGCAUGACAUGAUUUAUUUAGAUUUCCAAGUGGGGAAGUGGCUCAGCACCAAAGUAUUGUCAUUUACAAAGUAAAGAACCAGUUUUAUGAUCAUGAUAUCCUAUGUCAGCUACGGCAUUAUAAAAACACAAAUGCAUAUGUGCGCGCACACACAUGAUUUUGUAGCUGGCUUGCCUCCAUGUCUUCUCCCCUGCUCUAGUCACACACUGUUCACAGCUGCUGUAGUCACACAUUGUGCUCACAGGCCACGUGUUCUCGAGGGUGCCGAGAUGCUUUAGGAAAGGAAACCUAAUGCAAGCUGUGUGCAGCGUGUGGACCACAUCUGCCCUACCUGUCAUGUAGAUGAAAAGCCCCACUGUCUUUUAAGAAUUAAAUACACGA